Mus musculus (house mouse) is the source of this 781-nucleotide messenger RNA. It is a transcript of the gene Hspb3, whose product is annotated as heat shock protein 3. The transcript has a single exon. Gene Ontology annotation, cellular component: cytoplasm; nucleus; nuclear speck. The record is from RefSeq and is marked validated. Bases 185 to 649 code for a protein of 154 amino acids. Lineage: Eukaryota; Metazoa; Chordata; Mammalia; Rodentia; Muridae.
AUUCAUUGUCAGUGUGUGUGAAAAGACAAGAGUCAGUGUGCCGGUCUGAUUCAGCCCCAAUUAAGCUGCCGUCUGGGCAGGACUGUAAACGGAGCUGCUAGGACUAAGAAUCGAGUCCGCAGGCAACGCCAGAGACUAGACACUCACGGAAGGGAAGUGGUUCAACGCUGGAGUCGCCUCUGCUAUGGCAAAAAUCAUUUUGAGGCACCUCAUAGAGACCCCAGUGCGUUAUCAGGAGGAGUUUGAAGCUCGAGGCUUAGAAGACUGCAGACUGGAUCAUACACUAUACGCACUGCCCGGGCCAACCAUCGAGGACCUGAGUAAAGCCAGAGGCGCAGGCACGCCACAGGCUCUGGCAGAGGACUCAGCCUCCACGGAGAAGCCACCCGGAGAAGGCAAAUCCCGUUUCCAGAUCCUGCUGGAUGUGGUCCAGUUCCUGCCCGAGGACAUCAUCAUCCAGACCUUCGAGGGCUGGCUGCUGAUCAAGGCACAGCACGGAACCAGAAUGGACGAACACGGGUUUAUAUCGCGGAGUUUCACCAGACAGUACAAACUGCCAGAUGGAGUCGAAACCAAAGAUUUGUCUGCCAUCCUCUGUCAUGAUGGAAUCUUGGUGGUGGAAGUCAAAGAUUCACUAGGGACCAAGUGAAAGCCUUUUGGUUGCUCUUCAUACCCCAGGAAGGAAGAUGAAAGCCAGGGACACCCCGGGAAUGCUUAAACUUUUGAGAUGGAUUGCUGUCACUUUUAUGAGGAUUAAAAAAAACCAAAUGUAUCCACCGUU